AUGAUUAGAUGCGAUUUCUGCACUACGGAGCGGCGAGAGCAGUACAAGUGCCCUAGAUGCAGCGCAAAUUACUGCUCACUAAGAUGUUAUCGGGGCGAAAAACAUUCCAAGUGCUCCGAGUCAUUCUACAAAGAUUGUUUAAAAGAGCACCUCGAAGGGCGGCAUUUCGAAGGACAAGCAGAUAACGAGAAGCAGGAUACGUUCGAAGAGCGCAUGCAGAAGUAUUUGAAUGGGGAGAUCAAGGAUUUGCCGGGAGCAAGCAGCAGCGGAGCCCCUGACGAAGAUGGUGAGCCUCUUGACUCUGAUGACGAGGACACUGCUGGAAGCUGUUCGUUCCCACAAAAAGAAGACAAGUACUUGGAGAAAGUCGUGAAGGAGACGAUUGAUGACUAUGUCUUGGAUGAGGAUGAGAUAGAUAGAAAGCUUUUGGGACUAGGGAUUGGUGGAGAGGUCGAACAGUUGUUGGGAGCUUUGAAUGAAGAAGAACGAGCUGCUUUCGCGCAACUUGCGGAACAGAUUGAGAUUGAUACAAGCGGACUGGACGAAAAUAUGUUUCGAACUGCACUGUCUCGUAUCGUAGCCCGACGAUUAGCUACUCGAGCUGAAAUAGUAGAUGAAGGUGCGCAAAAGCAGGUGUGUUCGACAAUUUCCUCUGAAGUAGCAGAUCCAGCUGUACGGUUAUUCGCUGUUGUAUACGUUAAUGGUCGACAAUGGAAGGUGGAACAGAACGAUCUCAUCGCAUUAAGGGGAAGCUUACCGCUAGCUGUGGGUGAACGAAUCAAACUAGAGAAGGUGUUGAUGGUUGGAGGAAGCAAUUUUUCAAUUUUUGGACGACCUCUGCUUAACUCAGUUACGGUGAAAGCUACAGUAGUGGAGAAAACUACUACAUAUCCGGAGUUGAAAUACAUUCGAAAUAAUCACGAACAUAUGAAAAUUAUACAUUGGCUUAGCGAAGAAAUGACCGUGCUUAGGAUAAACGAAAUCUCAGCAAAAGAUAUACUGAAGGAUCCAUCAAGUUGAUAAAUACUGCAUAGG
Cylicocyclus nassatus is the source of this 1035-nucleotide messenger RNA. The record is from the annotation of a GenBank genome assembly. Lineage: Eukaryota; Metazoa; Nematoda; Chromadorea; Rhabditida; Strongylidae.